UAUUAAUUAUCUGAAGGUAUUUCUCCUUGAGGCAUUUGUCGUCUGAACAAUCGGCUAUUAAGUAGUAGAAAAUGGCAACUCCUUCGAUGGAGAAGUUGCUGCAAAGGGUUUGCCAGCUUUCCUUAGCUCAGGCUAAGCGAGUGCAUGUGAGCGCAGUUGCGCCUGCAGCUGCCGUUGAGGCUAAGCCAGUCCGUAACAAGACCUUUGCGAUCUACAGAUGGAACCCGGACCAGCCAGACUCCAAGCCUACAAUGCAGGAAUAUGUUGUAGACCUCAACGCAUGUGGUCCGAUGGUGCUGGACGCUCUCAUCAAGAUCAAGAAUGAGAUGGACCCAACCCUCACCUUCCGCAGAUCCUGCAGGGAGGGCAUCUGUGGAUCAUGCGCCAUGAACAUCGGUGGAGUCAACACUCUGGCCUGUAUCAGCAAAAUUGACACAUCGUCAGACAAGCCAGCCAAGAUCUACCCUCUGCCACACAUGUAUGUCAUCAAGGACCUGGUUCCCGACAUGAACAACUUCUACAAUCAGUACCGCAGCAUCCAGCCGUGGCUGCAGAGGAAGAAUGAGGGCAAGGGCGAGCAGCAGUACCUGCAGAGCGUGGACGACCGCAAAAAAUUGGAUGGUCUGUACGAGUGUAUCCUGUGUGCGUGCUGCUCUACCUCCUGCCCCUCCUACUGGUGGAACGGGGACAAGUACCUCGGCCCUGCAGUGCUGAUGCAGGCCUACCGCUGGAUCAUUGACUCCCGAGAUGAGGCCACCGAGCAGAGACUGGGCAAGCUGAAGGACCCCUUCUCCGUUUACCGGUGCCACACCAUCAUGAACUGCACACGUACCUGUCCCAAGGGCCUGAACCCUGGCAAGGCGAUAGCUGAGAUCAAGAAGCUACUAUCUGGUAUUGCCAAGAAGGAUGCUCCUGGGCUCAACACGGCAGCGCUACAGCAGUAAACAAUUAGAUGCUCAUAGUCCAAUAUAGGUUAUGUUAUUUAUUACAGUAAUUGUAACAGGAGGUGGAAUCUUGGCAUCUACAGUCAUUGUCACAAGUGCAACAAAAAUUAGAGUACAACAUUUGACUUUUUUGUCAUAACAGCUGGCCAGUGUAUACAUUUAACUGUAAUUUUUUACUAUGUAUUGUUUUUCUAAUUUUUUUUAGUACAGAUCAGUUUAAGCUUUCUUCAUCAUUUGUUUCUAGAGUGUUUAAGUACUAUUCUUACAUGCCAGAAUAAACCGUUUUUUCUUCUCUC
This is a messenger RNA of Homalodisca vitripennis (glassy-winged sharpshooter), 1240 nucleotides long. RefSeq names its product succinate dehydrogenase [ubiquinone] iron-sulfur subunit, mitochondrial-like. Gene Ontology annotation, cellular component: mitochondrial membrane. The transcript has 6 exons. Gene Ontology annotation, biological process: tricarboxylic acid cycle; respiratory electron transport chain; aerobic respiration. The record is from RefSeq and is a predicted model, not a curated record. Bases 72 to 944 code for a protein of 290 amino acids. NCBI's taxonomy places the organism in Eukaryota, Metazoa, Arthropoda, Insecta, Hemiptera, Cicadellidae. Gene Ontology annotation, molecular function: electron transfer activity; 2 iron, 2 sulfur cluster binding.